Messenger RNA from Mauremys reevesii (Reeves's turtle), 840 nucleotides. RefSeq names its product galectin-6-like. Bases 112 to 603 code for a protein of 163 amino acids. The transcript is spliced from 4 exons. Gene Ontology annotation, cellular component: cytosol; nucleus. Gene Ontology annotation, molecular function: carbohydrate binding; galactoside binding. Gene Ontology annotation, biological process: negative regulation of CD4-positive, alpha-beta T cell proliferation; negative regulation of type II interferon production; positive regulation of gene expression. The record is from RefSeq and is a predicted model, not a curated record. NCBI's taxonomy places the organism in Eukaryota, Metazoa, Chordata, Testudines, Geoemydidae.
CUGCAGAAUUGGAUGUGAAGGCCCCACCUCUCAGGAGCCAGGUCUGUAUAUAAGGUGCUACCUAUGCUCUGGACUUUCAACUGAAAGCAGCUCCUUCGCUGCACAGGAAGAAUGACAGCUCCAGAGGCUCUCGUUUCUGUCACCAACCUGGCGACUCCUUGCAGCAUCUCUGUUGCUGGGGGCUUUCUGCUUGGGAUGUUGGUGAAUAUCCGUGGCUCAGUGCCAAAGGACAGCCAGAGGUUUGAUGUGAACUUUCUCUGUGGCGGGGACAGAAAGAAUGAAAUCGCCUUUCACUUUAACCCCCGCUUCGAAGAGGACAGGGACAGAGUCCUUUUCAACAGCAAGCUGAACAAAGAGUGGGGCCAAGCAGAAGAGAGCUCUACUAACCCUUUCCGCAAAGGGAAGAGCUUCCUGCUGCAGUUUGUCAUUACUAAAAACGGCUACCGGGUGAUUGUGGACAACAAGCCCUUCUAUGAGUACUCGCAUCGUAUCCCGAUUGAGCAAGUGAAAAACCUCCAGGUGGCCUGGACUGUGGAGUUGCAGCAAAUUGAGAUCUUCAAAGACAGCAACAUCAGGAGCUCUACAUCCUCUGAAACCAAAUAGAGUGAUUCUGGCAGUGCUGUAGGUGGCACCCACAAUAAGCAGGCAGUCACAGGCAACUUCUCUAUGUGAGGUGACCACUGAGCAGAUGUAGUCAGGUUGCUGGGGGUUGAGGAUUUGCCAACAAACAGGCCAUUCUGCUCUCCCCACCUCCAAAUGGGGCACUUUUUGAAUCUGGUAAAAUAAAAACGAUGGUGUGUGUUGAUUUUAAAUCAGUCUAUAGAAUCAGGGAAGCGUUAC